Messenger RNA from Limulus polyphemus (Atlantic horseshoe crab), 3562 nucleotides. RefSeq names its product cytokine receptor-like. The coding region runs from base 299 to 3562 and encodes 1087 amino acids. The record is from RefSeq and is a predicted model, not a curated record. NCBI's taxonomy places the organism in Eukaryota, Metazoa, Arthropoda, Merostomata, Xiphosura, Limulidae. The transcript has 16 exons. Gene Ontology annotation, molecular function: protein binding.
UUUAUCCUAACAUCAAUAAAAAUGAUAUGCAAAUAAUGCAACAGUUUUGAUUACGGAUCAUUCAAAGUUUUUCAGUUAUGCAAAUCACUAUGUCCUAACUAAUCGCGUAUUGUUAAAAUGAUAAUAAGUUGGGAAUAGAAGUGAUCUAAUUUUUUAAGGUUUCUGACUGUGUGGACGAGAAACAGGUGAAAACAGCUGACCAGGGCAAAAAAUGUGGGAGUACUAUUAGUAGAGAACAAAGCCUUGGAAGACUGACCGAGUCGUCUGAGAGGUCUUUGGAGGAGGAGACAAAGAAAAGAUGAUCAACGUCAAUCAUCAAGCAACAUUCAUUUUCUCAGUGGCAUUUUCCUUUAUUUUAUCUAUGAUUAAAGGUGAAGGUGAAUUUUGUGAAAAAUAUGGAUGUAUAACGAAGGAUAAAGACGUCCAUGUGGGGUCUAUCCUGUCCAUCAGUUGUUCUAUCAAUGAGAAUUAUAUUCAGAACUGGACAUCAACUAAUAUUAGUUUUUCAUUCAAAGAUUCACCUUUGCCUUCAAGUCUUGUCCAUAUUCUAAAUCCCUUCAUAGCACAACUGGAAAUCUCUAACGCUACUCUUGAAAACUCCGGGAAAUAUUUUUGUUUCGUGUCUUCCGAUGGUGUGAAAAGAUAUAACAUUGGUAUCACUACGAUGACAGUAGGAUAUAAACCCACGCCUGUGAAAGAUUUCUGCUGCACAAGUAAAAACCUGGAGUCCAUCGAGUGUUGUUGGACGAGUUCAGUUGGGGAUGUCCAUACUGAACGAAAGCUCUCUUUAAUGGAAGUGACACAGAAAAAUACACGUCAGGUGUUCCCAUGUACAGAAAACCCGGGUGAAAACAGAAUAUGUAAGGACAUAACAGCGUUCACUUUCCCUCCAUAUAACAGAUAUCAAUCUGAAUUUAAUGUAAAACUUCAUGAGGAAAACAUUCUUGGGAAAAUUGACCAAAUUUUUAAUGUGGAUCACUAUAGUUUAGUUUUACUGAACCCUCCACGCCAUCUAAAGAUCGUGGGACGCACAGCAACGACAAUUAAGCUAACGUGGAAAAUACCAGAACAUUUUCCAACUGACCUCUUCAUAUUAAACAUUAGUCUUGUCUACCAACUUCAGUACACAAGAACAUCUACAACAAACGACAGAAUAUGGUGGGUAAAAUAUAUCCAACAUAGUACCACAAUCUACGAACUAAUCGAUCUGAUCCCAUACACCAAACACCACAUCCGCCUACGAUGUAAACUUUCUACCACCAAUCUGUGGAGUGAUUUUGUGGAGCUGCCAGAAAGUCAGACUAAACCUGACGUUCCUUACCUUUCGCCGAAUACGAGUAGCGGAGCAUUCGAGGAGACUGUUUUCAAGGACAAAAGAAAUAUUACCAUAUACUGGCAACGGUUGUUACCCAUACAUUACAAUGGACCCGAUUUCUAUUACGCCGUGACUUGUCAGCCUAAGAACCUUCCGUCCAAAAGGUUGGUAAAGGAACUCAAUACAACUACAGGAUCUGCAAGUUUUACAGACUUGGAAACAAGAAUUCCAUAUUCUUUCAUUGUGAAGUCUGCAAAUAGUGAAGGAACUUCUGAAGCACAAACAGAAAUUUUUAUCGAGGAUAAGAUCAAAGUGGCACCUGCCCCAGAAGACGUGGUAGCUUUGUUUGUGGAUAAAGGACAUUUUCAGAUAUUUUGGGUGUAUCCUGAGGAAAUUCAGCAGAAUCUAAUUGGUUUUACUGUGUUCUGUUACAAUUUAUCGGAACUACUAGUCUGGGAAAUAGCAGAAAGAGACUCCAGAGAUAAAUACUUCUUCGUGCCAGAACAUCUAAAAUGCAGAUUUGGAGUGACCGCUAACUCAGUCCUUUUCAGUUCUCCCAUGACAACAACUUCGUGCCCAAUUAUGUCCACUACAGAUUUAUUAAAACUAAGCACAGACCAAACGAAUUCAGACACAAUGGUCGUGGAAUGGACAAUGCGGUGUCCAUCCUGGGAACAUUUUAUAGAGAGAUAUGAAGUAAUCUACUGUGGAGUAAAUGGACCCGGCCAGCCGUGUAAUGGCUCGCUGGAGGCAAUCCUUCCUGAACCCAGUAACAAUUUCAUUCUUAUAGAAGGAUUGAAGGAAAACCAGAUUUACAGAAUUUCUGUUCGUGCUGUUAGUAAGACGGGGCAUGAUUUUUAUGGCGAGCCUUUGUUUCCAACGACUGUUUCAUUUGGACCAAAAGGAGGAAACACAUCAACUUUAUUCUGGCUUAUCGGAUUAAUUCUUGGCCUUACGAUUUUGUCAGUGAUUGCAUUUUUAGGUGGUCGUAGGCUUAAACAAAAGAUGGAUAGAAUCCGAUGCAUCAAAGUUCAAUUGCCAGAAGCACUCGCACGUCCAACUUCGAUGAAUGUAGUUGGGACAAACGAGACACGAGUUAAAAACAAGAGAAAAACAAGUUCGUUUUUAUCAAAUGGCAAGAAUAUGACUGUCAAAAAGAAGAAGAAAAAGAAAAUUUCUCCUUUAGAAAACACAGUCAAGCGCGUGUACAUUGACGAACACACAAAUCCUGCCAAUCCAGGAAGCAUGGAAAUAGAUACCGUUAAACUCCGUCGUGUUUCAGGUGAAUUUUUAAAUGAAGCUAUACCCCUCAUGAAUCCACAGGCUACGGAUGGAGCAUUGAUGAAAACAAGAGAAGAUGUUUCUUCUGAUGAUGGAGAUCAGACACUUCAUGCAUGUGAUUCUUCACAACCCUCCAAUAAACAGCGUGGUUCAAGCCCAUAUUUCUUGAAGGCAUACCAAAUUUUAACAGGUUCCAUGAGUAACAAUGGAACGUCAAGUGAUGGAAUACAACAACCCUUAAAUAGCUUCGACAUAAGUUCAGCGCUUCAAAAAACAGAUACAUCACGUACUGGAGGUCAUUUUUUAAAAACUUUCUCAUCGUAUGCUCCUUAUAAAGCCCGUUAUCCACCAAGAAAAGCUGCAAUAAAACAGCCAAUAUUCCAAGAAUUGGGUACAAACGACAACACAGGUAGAUCAGAGAGAGAAGGACAUCCUUCACAUUCUCCUUAUAUACAGAAAAACCAACUGGAAGUACUAGCUCUAUACUCUUCUGAAUCUCCAUCUCUCUGUCCUCCUUACAAACAGUUGCAUCAACUAGAAACACAGCAUAUUAGAAAUGACCACAAUUAUCCUCCAGUUUUUAAAGAUUCUAAUUUAAAAGACAAUUCUGUGGAAAAGGUCAGUAAUAGAUUUUCUGCAGUGACAUUCCCUCCAUGUCCUCCUUAUGCGCAGUUGCAUGAACUAGAAACACAAAAUGUUGAUAAUAAGUACAAAAACCCUUCAGUUUUUCAAAAUUCUAGUCCAAAAAGCAAAUCUGGAAAAAUAUUCGGUAAUGUAUACUUUUCGGAAAUGAUCUCUCCAUGUCCUCCUUCCAUACAGAUGCAUCAACUGGAAACACAAAAUGUUAAGGUGGCUUUAUGUCUUUACAGGUUGAUAUUUCACUUCGAUAUGAAGUAUGGUCACCACGAACAGCAAGGGUAUCCUGACGACAAUGUUGGCAUAUCUUCAACCACACCUCAAAAUUAA